AGGAAGUAGCAUUAACGCGGGUUGCGUAUGAACCGUAUUUCGCGGGAGAUUAACUAACUGCAGACUGCCUGCUGUCAACACGGACGAUAAAAGUUGCUAAGUUUGUAACAUAAUGAGUUUAUGGGUGGAUAAAUACCGACCGACUUCUCUCGGGAAGCUCGACUAUCACAAAGAGCAAGCGACGCAGCUGAAGAACCUGGUUCAAUGUGGCGACUUCCCACACCUGUUGGUGUACGGUCCAUCAGGUGCGGGGAAGAAGACCCGCAUUAUGUGUCUGCUGAGGGAGCUGUAUGGAGCAGGGGUGGAGAAGCUCCGCAUAGAGCACCAGACCAUCGUGGCUCCCUCAAAGAAGAAAAUUGAGAUAAACACUAUAGCCAGCAACUACCACUUGGAAGUCAACCCAAGUGAUGCUGGCAACCAGGACCGUGUGGUGAUUCAAGAGCUGAUUAAAACUGUGGCUCAGUCUCAGCAGAUCCAAUCAAGCACCCAGAGAGACUUUAAAGUGGUGUUGCUAACAGAGGUGGACAGACUCACAAAGGAUGCCCAGCACGCCUUGCGCCGGACAAUGGAAAAGUACAUGUCCACCUGCCGUCUCAUCCUCUGCUCUACCUCCACCUCCAAAGUCAUUGGGCCAAUUCAGAGCCGUUGUCUGGCUAUCAGAGUUCCUCUGCCGAGCACAGAAGAGGUCUGUAGUGUUCUGACAUCAAUCUGUAAAAAGGAGGGUCUGCUCCUCCCACCUGAGCUGGCGAAGCAAAUCAGUGACAAGUCUGGUCGCAACCUCCGUAAAGCCCUUUUGAUGUGUGAGGCCUGCAGAGUGCAGCAGUAUCCAUUCUCUGCAGACCAAGACGUCCCGGAGACGGACUGGGAGGUCUACCUCAGAGAAACCGCUAAUGCCAUCGUCAGCCAGCAGAGCCCUCAGAGGUUGUUGGAGGUUCGAGCCAGGCUGUACGAGCUGCUGACUCACUGCAUCCCUGCUGAUAUCAUCAUGAAGGGUCUGGUAACAGAGUUGUUAAGUAACUGCGAUGGUCAGCUGAAGACGGAGGUGGCUCACAUGGCAGCCUACUACGAACACAGACUGCAGCUCGGCAACAAAGCUAUCUACCACCUCGAGGCCUUCACUGCAAAGUUCAUGGCCAUUUACAAGAAGUUCAUGGAGGACGGUCUGGAUGCCAUGAUGUUUUGACUCUGAAUGGACUAAAAUAGUUACUUUUCUCGACGGGGGGUCAACAGGCAUCGUUGAUUUCCUGUUAUCUUGCUCUUUUGCCCCAACAAGACUUUCACUGGACUUGGUGCAGAUUUACGUUUGUAUUCUGUAAAGCAUGGAGGUGACACUGACAUAACUCACCCCAGGAUGAAUCUUGAUAGUCCUGAAGUUUGUGGCUUUAUGCCAUGAAUUGUUACCCAAAACCUCAGCAGCAUUCACAGUUUGUACACCUCGAGCUGUUGCUGUAGUGGUGUAAAAUAAUCCAAACAGUAGAGGCGGGAAAAGGCAGUGACUUGUAUUAAAAUGUACUGCAAGGACAUGAGGUUUUUCUAGAGAU
Messenger RNA from Epinephelus fuscoguttatus (brown-marbled grouper), 1541 nucleotides. It is a transcript of the gene rfc3, whose product is annotated as replication factor C (activator 1) 3. Gene Ontology annotation, cellular component: DNA replication factor C complex; nucleus. The transcript has 9 exons. Lineage: Eukaryota; Metazoa; Chordata; Actinopteri; Perciformes; Serranidae. The record is from RefSeq and is a predicted model, not a curated record. Gene Ontology annotation, biological process: DNA repair; DNA-templated DNA replication. Gene Ontology annotation, molecular function: ATP hydrolysis activity; DNA binding; DNA clamp loader activity. The coding region runs from base 113 to 1183 and encodes 356 amino acids.